This is a messenger RNA of Penicillium subrubescens, 2085 nucleotides long. RefSeq lists its product as uncharacterized. The transcript has a single exon. The record is from RefSeq and is a predicted model, not a curated record. Bases 1 to 2085 code for a protein of 694 amino acids. Lineage: Eukaryota; Fungi; Ascomycota; Eurotiomycetes; Eurotiales; Aspergillaceae.
AUGUCUCGAGCUGUGAGCGCACAGGUAGAUGUUGGAAAUCUCUCUCUCGCGGGCUUAGGGCAAUUUUCGACGAUUCUGGCAGCUGUAUCCGCCGAUGAUGUUCAACCCAUGGCAUUAAUUCAGUUGCAAAACCUGGGUGCAGCAUUUCCAGUCAGUGGACCGGCGACCAUAAAAGUGCCAGACUAUUUGAAUCGAUUCAACAGUACGCGCAUUGAGCGUCUGGGAAUAACUGUGGGCUGGAGAAAAGGCGACUCCGCGUCCCUCAUGGCUCAAUCAUCUGGGGGCCAGGCAGUCUCUUUGAUAGCAGUCUGCCUAAGUAACAUAUACAGAGACUCCGUUGGAGAAAUCCUCCACUCACUUUCCGCUGGUGUUUUGCCCCAGUCGGCGUGUCUUAGUAGUCCCAUGCAGCUGGAUCAGGCGGCAGGUCUACUUGCCAAUAAGCUUGCCUUGAUCGGCUUCGGGACUACCCUCGCAAAGCAUAUUUGCCGCAUCCAUGAGGCCUAUGAAUUGAUGCAGCUCAGUGUUCCUUCAAAUCUCCUGGAAGUCUGUCGGAAAGAGUGGAUAGCAGAGCUGCUAGGAACUAUAUCCUGCGCUUUGCGGGAUGAGAAAGGCCAGGUGCAAAUUCGCGGAUGCUGUGGCAUGGGGUAUAUAUAUCCCCUCGUGGUCACUUUAUUUUCAGAUGAUUGUACUGUGACAAUCGAGAAACUUGUUGUUCAUCAAGGUCAUCUCUCAUGCUCUAUAUCCGUGGAGAUCAUUGCAUCGAUGCAAGAUGAACCCAUUCAAGUGCUCCAAACGCAGCAAAUCAGUUCAGUGACGGAAUUGCUUUGCACUUCUCGUUACGAAAAGGACGAUGAUGUCAUGCACAGCCUCAUAACAGCUGAUUUUAAGUGGAAAGGGCUUAUUCCAGCGCUUCUCCAGACCACCUUUCAGCAAUUCAACAUAGUUUGCCCCCCAGACUUGAUACCAGUAGUGGGGCUAUGUGUUUUGUCCGGUGCUGAUGUGACCUAUGUGUACACUGAGGGUGCAAAGGUUGAUAAAACGCGAUCUAACACACGGCGGUUCCCGGCCAAGUAUCUUCUUGGCGAAAAUCAUCGCAUACUCAUGCACCAGCGCUGUGAGACCAUUUUGAAUACGAACCUCCCAAAUGAGUGGCCGCCAUAUCCUGAUUGCCUCCGCCAGCUUAAUGAUUUGAUGGGACGACUCUUUACACAAGAACAAGACGGAUCUGCCAACUCGGACAAGACACCAACGAUGCCCUCGGGUGAUAGAUUCAUGAUAAGCGUUCUCGACAUAAUUGAAUCUGCAUUCGCUGCGGUCUUCGUGAAUGCCUCAGAGAAUGCCACUUGGAGACAACGCAGUCAGGCUAACAUGUGGAUAACGCCGGGGUGGGGCCGACCAGGACGGCUGCAAUUCCCAUUAUCGAGUCAUCUAUUAUGGAAACCACUCUUCGACAUCCCUAAGCCAUAUUUGAUUGCUGGCUCAAAUGGGACAAGUACACUUAUUCCGUGGCGUUGCAUCAACCUCCAGCAUGAGGAUCUGUGUCAGUACCGUGGCAUGGAGCUUAUUGAUGGACCUAUCAAAUACGGCAAUCGUUAUCAUUAUUACCUUCAGGACUUUUCUUCUAGAUUCGAGAGGCCCUGUCCAUCUCAGCCAUCAAACUUUGUCAGCCCGCUCAUGCCUACAGCUCAAGGUAUCCACUCUGAUCUCUCGUUCACGGUCUCGGAAAGAACGCACACACUACUACUACGAACCACGAUGACAGUAUCCGGCCAGAAGAUUGAUGUAUGCUUCGGAGAUUGUCUAGAUAGAUUGGUAUACUUGGAUGUGACUGAGCCGUGUGAACAUGCAAGGGCCACACCUUUGAAAGAUGAAUAUUCACAGUUCGUACAGACAGCGUCUGUCGAGGCGCCGGGACCUCCUAAGGAACCCUCAGACACCAUCUCCAUUGUACAGACUGCUGGUAAUCCUACCGCACAGCUUUUGUCUCUGUCACUUGAUUCCGCUAUUCUUUGCCACUAUUGCUGUCUAAACUGCGUUUAUGAACAGGCCCGGUCGAAAGGCAUACGCAAAAUCAUUCUUGCGUAA